This is a messenger RNA of Drosophila innubila, 907 nucleotides long. RefSeq names its product ras-related protein Rab-34 (gene RabX5). The record is from RefSeq and is a predicted model, not a curated record. The coding region runs from base 1 to 834 and encodes 277 amino acids. Gene Ontology annotation, molecular function: GTP binding; GTPase activity. NCBI's taxonomy places the organism in Eukaryota, Metazoa, Arthropoda, Insecta, Diptera, Drosophilidae. The transcript has 6 exons.
AUGCCACAUCUACUGCGUCAGAAUCUAUUGCUGCCCGCACCGCCCACCGUGACCCUGCACGAUCCACGGACUCAUCUGCGUCGCAUGCCACCCGCUUAUAGCACCGCCCAGACGCCCUUUAGUCGGGACAAGGAUUUUGCACCGCAGUUGCGUUAUCAGUUGGAGUUGCCACGCAAACCGAAGCUGCGACCCUGCAAGGUCAUCUUUGUGGGUGACUGUGCCGUGGGCAAAACAGCGAUCGUGAAUCGAUUUUGCUACGACAAGUUUCAGUCGAAUUAUAAGGCCACAAUUGGCGUCGAUUUUGAGCUGGAGAAUUUCAAUAUACUCGGUCACAACUUUAGUCUGGAGAUGUGGGACACGGCGGGUCAGGAGCGUUUCAAGUGCAUAGCGGGCGCCUAUUAUCGCAAUGCCAGUGUCAUUGUGGCCACCUAUGACAUGUCCAAGCGGGAGAGCCUUGAAUCCGCCAAGAGAUGGCUAUCCAAUGCCCUAAACUACAACACGACACAAAAUACUUUGAUAUUCCUAGUGGGCACAAAAGCAGAUCUGCUGACCAAGGAGGAGUUCAUGCGCAUGGAGCGUGUGGCGGGUGUGGCAGCCUCUGAGCUACAAGCUGAAUACUGGUCAGUUUCAGCGCGUUCUGGUUUCAAAAUUACCGAGUUCUUUCAACGUUUGGCCGCACUGGCUUUUGAGGCAGUAGUGCAGCAACAAUUGAAAGCAUUAAGCACAACAAUUACGCAACCAACGGCACAGACAACAGAAAAAUCGCACACAUUUGAUUUACGCAGCUAUUUUGGCAGUCGCUCUGGCAAACAAAAAAGUGGUUGUGCCUGCUGACAUGCGCUUAAGCUUAUAUAUUUUCCUAAUUUUAAUAAACUGCAUACCAAAUAAACAUUUUGAAAUUCAAAAA